Messenger RNA from Brachypodium distachyon (stiff brome), 1665 nucleotides. Its product is annotated as WUSCHEL-related homeobox 11. The coding region runs from base 140 to 922 and encodes 260 amino acids. Gene Ontology annotation, molecular function: DNA-binding transcription factor activity; DNA binding. The record is from RefSeq and is a predicted model, not a curated record. The transcript has 2 exons. Lineage: Eukaryota; Viridiplantae; Streptophyta; Magnoliopsida; Poales; Poaceae. Gene Ontology annotation, biological process: adventitious root development.
GCAACCAACACUAUAUAUAGCCAGUGUGGCCGCAGCUAGCUCAACCCGGGCCAAACUGACAUUGCUCACUCACUCAUCGUCGUCCGAUUAACACUCCAAUUAUUCCAGCUUCUUCUAGUACGUACGUGAUCGAUCGUCCAUGGAGGGCGGCGGGCAGAUGAGCUCGGAGGAGAGCAGCAGGCUAAUUCAUGGCGGCGGGGAGGCUGCAGUGAGGUCCCGCUGGACUCCGAAGCCGGAGCAGAUUUUGAUCCUGGAGUCCAUCUUCAACAGCGGCAUGGUGAACCCGCCGAAAGACGAGACGGUGCGCAUCCGCAAGCUGCUCCAGCGCUUCGGCCCCGUCGCCGACGCCAACGUCUUCUACUGGUUCCAGAACCGCCGCUCCCGCUCCCGCCGCCGCCAGCGCCAGCUCCAGCAACAGGCCCAGCAGCUAGCCCAAGCCCACCAAGCCCCUGCUGCUCUCUCGCAAUCGGCGCCGGUGGCGGCCCAGUACGGCGGCGGAGGGUACAGCUCGUCCUCGUCUUCCUCCUCCACCUGGCCGCCGUCCUCCCCGCCGUCCGCGGGGAUCAUGAUGGACGGCGGCGGAGGGGAUGACCUUUUUGCCAUCUCGAGGCAGAUGGGGUAUGGGUCCGGGUCGUCUUCCUCGGCUCCGGCGGCCAUGGCGCACGAGCAGUCGCAGAUGUACUACGGCUACUCGUACCAGCAGCAGGCGGCGGGGGGGAUGAACAAUUCGAUGAUCCAGGUGUACAUCAAUGGCGUGGCGACGGAGGUGCCCCGGGGCCCGGUGGACGUGCGCGCCAUGUUCGGGGACGACGCCGUGCUGGUGCACGCCGCCGGGGGGAUGCUCCCCGUCGACGACUACGGCGUGCUCCUCCAUAGCCUCCAGAUGGGCGAGAGCUACUUCCUGGUCUCAAGGUCAGCUUAACUUGUAUCAUCAUCGUCACUAGCCGUGGAUUAAGUUAAUCUGCACGUUGGAGAGGCAAGUGUGGUUGCCAUUAAUUAAUCGUGAAGCAAGUGCAGGAGCUUAAUCUCGGUUGAGUGAAAUCGACCGAUGGAGCUAGUAGUGGUUCUAGCUUCUGGCAUUGGUGACCAAAUUGCAAUCGAGAUCGGCCUACGCGUAUGAUCGAUUUAUUGAUGGAGAUCGAAGAAGUGAAGACGGCCGAAAUGCAUACAUGGGGUGAUCGACAUCGAUUGAUCCAUCCACAUGUAUACGACAAAGAGUAUAUAUAGGUAUAUAGAUAGUACAUACAUAUAUAUAGAAGCUCUCCCCAGUACGUACGUACGUACACAGAUGAUGAGCCUACAUAACCAAUUAGUGUUCAAUCAAGCCGUACAUUGUGAACAAUUAAGCUGCUAUACGCCGUAUGUAAUGCAGGAUGCGUAAUCUAUGUGCGUACUCUGUGUGCGGCUGCCCUUACGCAAGCAAAUUAAGGCGCAAUUGGAUAUAAACUGUUACGUUCAAUAUUAAAUGACUCAAAUUUGUCCAAAUGUGGAUGUGUCUAUGUCAAAAACAGUCUAGGUACAUACAAUAGAAAGUCACUUAUUAUGAGACGGAGAGAGUAGAAAGAUGUAUUAUGUUCCCAGUGUUUUUUGUCACUCUUUUUGCUCGUCAUAUACCCUGUAAUAAUGUUGAUGAUCAAGAAACAGAUGAUGGAGAUAAUUCCUGCU